This is a messenger RNA of Olea europaea var. sylvestris, 1834 nucleotides long. RefSeq names its product ycf20-like protein. Bases 969 to 1589 code for a protein of 206 amino acids. The record is from RefSeq and is a predicted model, not a curated record. Lineage: Eukaryota; Viridiplantae; Streptophyta; Magnoliopsida; Lamiales; Oleaceae. The transcript is spliced from 2 exons.
GAUAGUAUAACCAUCUGUAUUUCCAAUUCCAAUAAUUUACGAUGUCCAACAAGCUCUACAUUUCUCCAGAUUCUUUUAUGAGGUUAAAAUAUUGCAACAUCUGUAUCCAAAGACAAGUUUUACUCCCGUGGACGGUAGAAUGUUAUGGAUAAGUUCUAGUUCUGGUUUAAGAGAGCAAUAGAAGAAACCAAAACAACUAAAGCACACACAGAUCGGUCCACUUUCACCCACUCACCGUAGGUCUGCUAAGAUUUUCAUUAUGAAGAAGAAAGUUUGGGAAGGAAAUUGUGUACGCUAUUAUUAGGCUCCAUAUGUUCCAACAAUGAGUUCGUUGGGAUAUACCCCACCUUUUGAUUGCUGUCAUAUUUGGAUGUUGGAUAAAGCAAGUGGUUUUCAAAUGAAAUAUGGAGGGCACUUGACACUAAUAGUAUAGAAGAGUGGAUAUUCCCACAGAAUCCGUUUAGUUAUGAGUAUUUUUACGCUUUAGGACUUUAGGUAUUAAUUUCCUGUAUUUAUGCAUAUAUGUACGAAUAAGAUGUUUAUAAUUGCCAUUUUUCAUUUCAUAAAUGUUUUCUCUUCCUAUGUUUCCAUGUUAUUUCUUUGCAUUGCUUCAAAGACGUCACUGAACAAGGCUCAGAAGUGUCUGCUUUUUCGUCCUGUACCAACAUUUCUCAUUUGAUUAUUUUCAUUUGUCUUUGAAGAGAACUUUUCUUUAGCAAGCCAACAAUAAGGGAAUUCCGUGAACCUUUGAAAUGAAUAUUGUCAAAGAAUUCUUAAUAUGGUUAAAGUUCUUGCCAUCUGUUGCUUCAAAAAUUUUCAACAAAAAUCUUGUAUACGAAUUUGAUGAAUUUAGAAUAUAUGACCAAUUUAUAUCAUGGGGUAAGCUCGGUACUAUUCAAAUGAUAUACCUUUCUGGAACAUUUCUUCUUCUAGGUCUGCAUGCACAUAUACUAUAGUUAUCUUCCUCCAUGUGUAUUUUGCAGUUGAUGGCCUGUCAAAUGGAUGCUAGAGUUCUGCAGUCUAUAUCUGUGGUAGAAAUUGAAAGCUUUAGAUCAUAUAUGCUUCUCAAAAGCUGUCAAGCUAUCCAGUAUUUGGUCCACACACACAACUUCACUAGACACACUUCAAAGCUUGGCAUACCUUCUUAUAGAAAGAGGUCAAGAGGUCACGAUUGGAGAAUAGCGAUGACUUUGGACACUAAUGGAUUUACUGCCAAUAAUAACCAAGAUAGCCUCAACGGAGACACCUCUGGUCUUGGUGGAACUCGUUUGGGCAGGAUAGUAGGUGCUGGUGGUAGGCAGCUGUUGAGCAAACUGAAUUCAGCUCGGAAGAAUUUUCCCAUGAAGGUGUUCCUUCUCCUCUUAGGAUUUUACACAGCAAAUGCCUUGGCCACGAUUCUUGGGCAGACGGGAGACUGGGAUGUAUUGGUAGCCGGAGUAGUUGUUGCUGCUAUCGAGGGUAUUGGUAUGCUAAUGUAUGGAAAACCCGUCUUUUCGGGGAGGCUGCAGUCUCUUGUGGUGAUGGUGAACUAUUGGAAAGCUGGGGUUUGCUUAGGACUCUUUGUUGAUGCUUUCAAAUUAGGUAGUUGACAUUUUCCUGUCCUUAUUUAUUGUCCAACCUCUUGACUUCUAGCAUUUCCUGUCGUCUCAGGAAACUUUUUGCUGCUCGCAGUCUUUAGAACCCCUUCGACCCACCCAUGAAUGUGUAGAAGGUGUUGUAUCGUUUUGUAGGUAUUCAUAGAUUAUGCAAAAGUAUAAGCUUGAACUUUGUUAAUCUAAUAAAAGUCAACACGUCGAGUCUUGACCAUUCCAGGUCAGUGAGAAAAGGACUUUUC